This is a messenger RNA of Penicillium brevicompactum, 1944 nucleotides long. RefSeq lists its product as uncharacterized. NCBI's taxonomy places the organism in Eukaryota, Fungi, Ascomycota, Eurotiomycetes, Eurotiales, Aspergillaceae. The record is from RefSeq and is a predicted model, not a curated record. Bases 1 to 1944 code for a protein of 647 amino acids. The transcript has a single exon.
AUGGGCAACUCUCAAUCGAGCCUUGCCAAAGAAGACUCCCGCCGUGCCAACCGCCUCUCCAAGCCUCUCACUAAAAGAUCGAGUGCUCCUCCACCUCCACCCGAGCCAGACAACUCUUCUUCCCUUGGUUCGGGUUUAAUAGGUUGGCAGAACCCAUGGGUUGGUCAUAACAUCAGCUCCCCCGUCGAGAAACGGGGCAGUUAUCCCAAGAAAGCAGAUAUUCCCCCCACUUUAUUUGAGACAGAGUCGCCCGAAGAGAGCCCCACUGCGGAGCGUUCUUUUGACUACAAUCCGGUCAUUGAGAGACGACGUUCGGCCCGCCCAAGGUUAAUGACCGUAGGGUCUAGGAGAACGUCGUACCAGUCGGAUACCUGCUCCCAAACCUCGCCUGUUUCUGAACAGCCACCGAGCCGGGCCAGUUCGACACGAACUGCCUUGCAGAGGCACAACAGUGCGGUGUAUGAAAACGAUGGCACAUCUUCCAAUACCCACUUUUUGGUUGGAAACCAAAGAUUCUCAUUGACGCGCCGUCGGUCCCUUUUGACGCGCCCUGGAGUGGCCACAAGAAGAACGACAGGUGCCGUUCGACGUGUUCCGUCGCCAAUCGGAGAGCCUGAGUGUCAGAGUGACGAUCCUGCCGAAUCUGCCGAGUCUGCCGCGUUGCAGUGGCCGCUGCCUGUAUCCCCGCGUUCGCCCUCGCCGGUGAGACCGCCGAGACCAACGAGCCCAACAGACACCCGGUAUACUCAGCUUGGAGCACUCAAGCUGGGAUCUCUACGGGUGGUGAACGGCUCGGCUUCUCCCUGUCCAAGCGAUCGCACUACCUUGAGCAGUACUGCCCCGGUCUCAGGACUUGGGCUUGAGAACUUGGAAGUCACAAUGCCUAGCAGAGGCACCACUCUCGAUAUCCCAUUAUUCCCUGAUCUGAAAAAGUCAGACGAUCUCCCAGGUAGUCCCUUCUCGUUUGAGAAAUCUCCCACCAUCACAGUUGCACCUAAGUCAAAGGCGAUCUUCCCUACAGACGUGGACGACGAAGGAGUCGUCCUUUUUGAUGAUACGAGAUUUCAGUUGGACAAGAGUACUGCAAGUGUUGGUGUUGCCCGCAGUACAUCUCGGUCACUCAACAAGUCCGACAGCGGUUACAGCUCGGCUACCUCGGUCCACUCUAUGCAACGAAGCCGAACAAAAAGCUCCACUGGCUCUCAAACAUCGGUAUCAUGCGGAGCGGACAGCGUGAAGAACGUUUGGGUCUCCAGUGGCACUGAUUCAGACCAACCUGCCACGAUGGCGCAGCGUCAUCUCAGCGUGCAGUCGAAACCCGAAAACUACUCUCGACUACAUCUCACCGCUACGCGCUGGUAUGACGCGAGUGAUUCAGCACCUCUCGCUCCCUCCCGAUCCCGUCGCUCGACAUUGUGUGCGCCGCGAUACACGGAAUACUCACCGCGCGAAUUCACAGUCGAAAUCCGACCCAGUGGGGUUGUGUCUCCUUACCUCUCGCAGCCACAGCAACCGCACCACCAGCAAGGUUUUACUCGGGGUCCAUUCUAUGGCGAUCGAUUCUCGGUGACUUCACUCGAUGGCACAUCCUCUGCGGGCUCUUCUGCUACGUGGGACUCACAUAGUUCUCAGCAAACGAUGACGGACUCAAGUGAGCGACUUCGCAAAUCGGCCUCCGAAUACUGCAUGCAUGAUGGCUUCAACCAAAAACACACCCGAAGCAAAAGCCGAACGGGCCGUGUCUGGACGAAGAAGCCCGGUGUUGAAGCUCCACCGCUGCCUACGAUCUUGUCACCGGGCUACUUGCAGGAUGACCUCGAUCAUGGGCUCAACCUUCACCUUGUGGAGUCGGAGCCUAUGCGAGGCCGACCUCGGAGCCGAAGCCACGACUAUCGCCGUCGAAGGCUGACCAAACCCCGCCCCCAGGCGGACACCUGCGUUUGA